AGUAUCUGAGCGUUCUUCGGCGUGAGCCCGUGCUUUCGAGUGGAUUUCCAGUUGCGCUCGCACAGACCAACCUGGAAGCUUCACUUCAUCUGCAUCGACAUCCUCGAGCCACCGCCAGACAACCGUGAAACCACACACUCUCGCUAUUGGCUAUGCAUGCAACAACGACACGGCGUAUGGGCGGCGGCUUGCUUGCAUUCCUGUCCUCGCCUUCAGCCACAUGCGCCGAGCGACAAGCUUCCCGGCAAGUUCGACUCGUCUUCCAACGCCGUCGCAUAACCUCAGCAUCUCCCCGCUACCAGCAGCCUGUCGCCGCCGGUGCUCCGGCAGCUCCGACCCCUGUGUCUUCACCUCCUUCACAAACCGAUCGCCUGCGGACCCUCGAGACAGUCACCGACCUUGAACCCCGCACGCUCACCGAUCAACUUGCCGAUCCGCCACCUUUCCUGAGCGAAGACGAAAGGCAGGUGGACUGGACCCGAUCCUACCAUGGCCUUUCGUCCACGCCGUUCACAGCGGAGCAAGCCGCGAUACUGCAGCAGAAGAUUGAGUUCGACGACAUCGAGAUCAAGCCUGAUGGAAUCAUAUACCUCCCGGAGAUCAAAUAUAGACGAAUAUUGAAUCGCGCAUUCGGCCCAGGCGGAUGGGGGUUGGCGCCGAGGGGAGAGACGAUAGUCACGGGAAAGCUGGUCACACGAGAGUAUGGCUUGGUGUGUGGAGGGCGGCUGGUGUCGAUAGCGCGCGGCGAACAACAGUACUUCGACCCCGACGGCAUCCCAACGGCCACCGAAGGCUGCAAAUCCAACGCUCUCAUGCGAUGCUGCAAAGAUCUGGGUAUUGCCAGCGAGUUGUGGGAUCCGCGAUUUAUCAGGAAGUUCAUGGCGCAAAUGGGCAAAGAGAUGGUCGUGGAGCACGCGACAACGAAGAAGAGGCGGAAGCACUACAUGCGGAAGGACGAUGAGCUGAAAUACCCCUUGAAGGAGGUUGCUGUUCCAGGGUCCGGCAACGGCGGACAGAAUGCGGGCUUCGGGACAGGCGCGAGAAGAUGAUCGCGGUCUAAUCGGACAGCUAUGCGCUUUUGACUGCUCCAGGCCGUGGCUGCGGUGUAAUUACUCAUGACGACUGUGACAUUCGUAGACGCAUCGGUAACAUAUCCUCCAUUGGCUUUGUAUCAAGGACUACUGCCACUCGCAUCGUUGCAACAGUAACCAAUGCUGUAUGUGCUGUGAUGGCCCAUCUCGAGCGACCACAUGGCUCAUCUUUCUAAUGCAGACCAUUUCAUUUCAUCCUCUCCGACGGCCUCGACUGCACGUGCACAUCUACUGGUCGCGAUUUAACG
Molecule: messenger RNA, 1339 nt
Organism: Neohortaea acidophila
Lineage: Eukaryota; Fungi; Ascomycota; Dothideomycetes; Mycosphaerellales; Teratosphaeriaceae
Product: mitochondrial genome maintenance MGM101-domain-containing protein
Exons: 2
Coding region: 153-1049 (298 amino acids)
Biological process (GO): recombinational repair; interstrand cross-link repair
Cellular component (GO): mitochondrial chromosome; mitochondrial nucleoid
Molecular function (GO): single-stranded DNA binding
Source: RefSeq, a predicted model, not a curated record